Messenger RNA from Phycodurus eques (leafy seadragon), 2872 nucleotides. RefSeq names its product transmembrane protein 258 (gene tmem258). The record is from RefSeq and is a predicted model, not a curated record. NCBI's taxonomy places the organism in Eukaryota, Metazoa, Chordata, Actinopteri, Syngnathiformes, Syngnathidae. The transcript is spliced from 4 exons. Bases 73 to 312 code for a protein of 79 amino acids. Gene Ontology annotation, cellular component: membrane-bounded organelle. Gene Ontology annotation, biological process: protein N-linked glycosylation.
GAGAUUAGGAAGAGAGUCAGUACGUGGCCUUAUCAUCUUGGACCACAGAGCCAGGAGCUUCGCUUCAUUGAAAUGGAACUCGAGGCGAUGACCAGAUACACCAGCCCGGUGAAUCCGGCUGUGUUCCCCCACCUCACAGUGGUCCUGCUGGCUAUCGGCAUGUUCUUCACCGCCUGGUUCUUCGUCUAUGAGGUGACUUCAACCAAAUACACAAGGGACAUCUACAAGGAGUUGCUCAUCUCCCUGGUGGCUUCACUUUUCAUGGGCUUCGGUGUGCUCUUCUUACUACUCUGGGUUGGCAUCUACGUAUAACGGUGGCCGACACAAAAGAUGACACAUUCCAGUGGGACGGAUAACAACAUUGACACAGGCACUGGAUUUUGAGUUUGAUUGGACUGCACUGACAAUAACAUGGAUUGUUUUCAAAUAAAAGGGGGCUUUGUACAACUUCCGCCAUUUCCAUUCGUUCGAGGGUGGUAGAUGCAACAUUGGCCUAGCUUCAUUAGCAAAUACAGUGGUGAAAAGGUGUUUGUCCCCUUCCUGAUUUAUUUUUUUGCAUGUUUGUCACAAAUAUGUUCCAUCAAACAAAUAUUAGUCAAAGACAACACAAGUAAACACAAAAUGCAGUUUUAUUUUAUUAUUAUUAUUAAGGGAUGGGGGGGAAUCCAAACCUACAUGGCCCUGUGUGAAAAACUGAUUCCCCCCUGUUAAAACAAACUGGUUUAUCAUACCUGAGUUCAAUUUCUCGAGCAACACCCAGGCCUGAUACUGUCACACUUGUUAAUCAAGAAAUAAGUUAAAUAGGACUUGCCUAACAAAGUGAUGUAGACCAAAGGAUCCUCAAAAUCUAGACUUAAUGCCAAGCUCUAAAGAAAUUCAGGAAGAAAAUUAGAAAUAAAAUAAUUGAGCUCUAUCAGACUGGAAAAGGUUAUAAAGCCAUUCAUAAAGUUUUAGCGAACCACAGUGAGCAAUUAUCCACAAAUGUGAAAACACAUAGAACAGUGGUGAACCUUACCAGGAGUGGCCUGCUGACCAAAAUUACCUCUAAGCCGCAGCGGCUACUCAUCAAAGAGGUCACAAAGGAUCCCACAACAACAUCCAAAGAACUGCAGGCCUCACUUGCCUCAGUUAAGGUCAGUGUUCAUGACUCCACCAUCAGAAAGCGACUGGGCAAAAAUGGCUGCAUGACAGAGUUCCAAGACGAAAACCACUGCUGAGCAAGAAGAACAUUAACGCUUGUCUCAAUUUUGCCAGAAGACAUCUUGAUGAUUCCCAAGACUUUUGGGGAAAUUCUGUGUUUUGAGAUGAGACAAAAGUUGAACUUUUUGGAAGGUGUGUGUCCAAUUACAUGUAAAAGUAACACCGCAUUUCACAAAAAGAACAUCAUACCAACAGUAACAUAUGGUGGUGGUAGUGUGAUGGUCUGGAGCUGUUUUCUACUUCAGGACCUGGAAGACUUGCUGUGAUAAAUGGAACUAUGAAUUCUGCUGUCCACCAAAAAAUCGUGAUGGAGACUGUCCGGCCAUCUGUUCGUGACCUCAAGCUGAAACGAAGUUGGGUUCUGCAGCAGGACAAUCCAAAACGCACCAGCAAAUCCACCUCUGAAUGGCUGAAGAAAAACAAAAUGAAGACUUUGGAGUGGCCUAGAUAAAGUACUGACCUGAAUCCUAUUAAGAUGCUGUGGCAUGACCUUAAAAAGACGGUUCAUGCUCGAAAAUCUUCCAAUGUGACUGAAUUACAACCAUUCUGCAAAGCUGAGUGGGUCAAAAUUCCUCCACAGUGGUAUAAGAGACUCAUUGCAAGUUAUCGUAAAUGCUUAAUUGCAGUUGUUGCUGUUAAGGGUGGUCUAACUAGUUAAUAGGUUCAGGGGGCAAUCACUUUUUCACACAGUGUCAUGUAGGUUUGGAUUCCCCCCCUUAAUAACAAAAACCUUGAUUUAAAAACUGCAUUUUGAGUUGUGUUGUCUUUGACUAAUAUUUAAAUUUGUUUGAUGAUGGGAAACAUUUAAGUGUGGCGAACAAAAUAAGAAAUCAGGAAGGGGGAAAACACUUUUUCACACCACUGCAAGAACCAGCCAUUAAGGUACACAAUAGCAACUUGACCUGCAGCGAAAAGGUUAUAUGUGACACUCAGACAACUAUUUAUGGCUUGUUGCACUUAUGUUACCUAAAUCCUGAUUAAUCUUUGUGUUAAAAAUAGAGCAGUCUGUUUCACCUUGUCUCCAGGAUAAUAUGCAGGGAUAGAUUACACCAGGAUUAGAGAAGGAUUAUUUAAUUUAUAAUAAAAAAUACAUUAAAAAAAAAAAAAACAACCGGAACACAACCCACAAUAUCUACACUGACAGCUGAGUGGAUUCACUCUAAAAUCAUCACUGGCAUCAUGUAAAAAUACUCAAGACUUGCAUUCCAUAGGGCCUAAUGAGCCACCAGGCUUUUUCAUAGGUAUGGAAGUGAUGGAUGGUCAGUAAAGAGUAGAUAAGACUGCAUCUUAACAUUAUUUUGCUAUGCAGUUUCCUACUCAAGAGUUGAGUACAAAGGCCACGUACAGUAGAUUACCAGGCUCAAUCCUGAUUAAUACAAUCUGCCACCCUUGUCUUACCUGCCAGUGGAAAGAUUUAAACCAACAGCCCGCUUGGGUAUAGUAAACAAACACAGGCGUGCCUUCUUUUGUAAGUGGGGCUUGUGUUGUGAUCACCUUGUUGUUCUUCAGUCUUUGAGCAAGACUCCAGACCAACAUUUACUCCCGAUGCUCUGUCUAUGAGGCAACAAUAGUGUCAAAGCGCUUUGUGAGUCUUGAAGCUGCUACAUAUGUAUUCACUAACAGCAGGAGCACAUUUCUUGCUUAUUAGCAAAUAAAAUCCACUGCUCCAGUG